Molecule: messenger RNA, 654 nt
Organism: Anguilla anguilla (European eel)
Lineage: Eukaryota; Metazoa; Chordata; Actinopteri; Anguilliformes; Anguillidae
Product: lactose-binding lectin l-2-like
Exons: 6
Coding region: 84-590 (168 amino acids)
Source: RefSeq, a predicted model, not a curated record
AUAAAGGGUCAGGAUCGGCUCAGUCAGGACAAGAAGAAGAAAACGCAAAAUCUCAACGUGCUGUCAUAUGCUAAAGAGUCAUCAUGGGCUCCUUCACACUGUCCGCAUUCCUCUUUCUUGCUGUUGUGUCCAGCAUGACUUUGGUGUGUCAAGGUGCUGCGAUAGAAUUUUGUCAGGGUUCCUGCCCUGAAGGUUGGUUUAACUACGAAGACCGCUGUUUCCAUCACGUGGCUGAAAAGAAGACAUGGCUUGAUGCUGAGCUAAACUGUCUGCAUCUUGGGGGAAAUCUGGUCUCAGAGCACAAUGAAGAUGAACAUGAGUUUCUUAAGCAUCUCCAUAAGACUCUGGAUGAUAAAAAUGGCCCAUUCUGGAUUGGACUGUCAGAUGCCCACAAGGAGAAAACAUGGCUGUGGUCCGAUGGUACAAGAGCAAGCGGUAAAGACUAUACAAGGUGGAAUCCGGCAGAGCCAAACAACUUUGGGGGCAAAGAGGACUGUGUGCACUCAAACUAUGGAGGCAAGAAAAACUGGAACGAUGUUAAAUGUGACCGAAAGUAUCCGUCCAUCUGUUCCUUGAGAUCCAAUAACUGAUUUGGCCCUGCAUGAAGGCGAAUCAGCUCAUGAAGAGGCUGCUGUGUGUCUCUUAAUAAAGUUC